Molecule: messenger RNA, 1227 nt
Organism: Malania oleifera
Lineage: Eukaryota; Viridiplantae; Streptophyta; Magnoliopsida; Santalales; Ximeniaceae
Product: probable phosphopantothenoylcysteine decarboxylase
Exons: 3
Coding region: 312-950 (212 amino acids)
Biological process (GO): coenzyme A biosynthetic process
Cellular component (GO): phosphopantothenoylcysteine decarboxylase complex
Molecular function (GO): phosphopantothenoylcysteine decarboxylase activity; FMN binding
Source: RefSeq, a predicted model, not a curated record
UAUACUUAGAUGGAACGCACUCAAAACGCCACAUUCCCUCGCCUGCGGAAACCCCUCAUUCACUCGGCUGCGAAAACGAAACCAAACGAAAUUCCCGCUUCUACCACAGAACAGCCGCCGUGGCGCCACUGCUGCCGCAGGCGAAGAGCUCUUUUAUCGCUCCGUGACAAGCUCUCUCGUCGCUCUUCGUAGCGCCACUGCCGCCACAGGCGAAACCUCUCUUACUCUUGUCUCGCUCGACAAUCCCUAGGAUAUUGGCAUCUUCUGUGAAUUGGGGUACUAGUUGACUUCAUUUUUUCCCGGAAUAGGAUAUGGCAUACUCUGAACCUGUAGGCACUGAAAGGGAUCCAAUGCAACUAAAUAUUGCUUUGAGGAAACCUCGGAUUCUACUUGCUGCUAGCGGAAGUGUUGCUGCUAUGAAGUUUGGACAUCUAUGCCAUUGUUUUUCUGAAUGGGCUGAAGUUAAAGCUGUAGCCACGAGGGCGGCUUUACAUUUCAUUGAUAGAACAUCACUCCCUAAGGAUGUAAUACUUUACACUGAUGAGGAUGAAUGGUCCAGUUGGUCAAAAAUAGGUGAUGGUGUGCUGCACAUCGAGCUUCGUAGGUGGGCUGAUAUCAUGGUUAUUGCCCCAUUGUCAGCAAACACACUUGCCAAGGUUGCUGGGGGAUUGUGUGAUAACUUGCUUACAUGCAUUGUGCGAGCAUGGGACUAUAGUAAGCCACUGUUCAUUGCUCCGGCCAUGAACACAUUCAUGUGGACCAAUCCUUUCACUGAAAGGCAUCUUAUUACCGUUGAUGAGCUCGGGAUAUCGCUAAUCCCACCAGUUUCAAAGAGGCUGGCUUGUGGAGACUAUGGGAAUGGUGCAAUGGCCGAACCUUCUCUUAUUUACUCGACUGUAAGGCUCUUCUUGGAGUCUCGGGCCCAACCUAGCGGUAGUAAUGUUCGUUAAUUCAAACAGCUGCCAGCCAUUGGGUGUGUUUAGCAGAAUCAUUCGGCUUUGUUUAGUUUUUUAGGUUCCUAAGUGGGUGUUGGACAUGUUUUUUCAGGUGUUAUUUGGUGGUUCAGGUGUUAUUGGUUGGUUUUCUUUUGUAUCUUCUGGGCGUUUUAAGGCUUUCUCUGGGGGGGUGUGUUUGUCACCUCGGGCUGUAUAAUUCCUAGUAAUGAAACUCAACUGAAUAUAUGCAUACAUUCAUUCAUAAAUAUAUGUAAAUAAUUUGGAAAAUAAA